Molecule: messenger RNA, 1052 nt
Organism: Epinephelus moara (kelp grouper)
Lineage: Eukaryota; Metazoa; Chordata; Actinopteri; Perciformes; Serranidae
Product: putative nuclease HARBI1
Exons: 3
Coding region: 8-556 (182 amino acids)
Source: RefSeq, a predicted model, not a curated record
AUUCACCAUGGCAACAAGAGCGGCGUACUUUUCCCCGUCGGAGGCAGAAAUCCUCAUGGAGGCUUACGAAGAGAUGGUCUGCAAUGUUGACUAUCUGAUCAGCAAUGUUGUGGCAAAGUGGCCCGGCUCGGUCCAUGACUCCCGAGUCUUUCGGACCUCUGGAAUCUAUCAGCGCCUAUCACAAGGUGAAUUCUCUGGUGUGUUGCUGGGGGACAGAGGGUAUGCCUGCCAGCCUUUUCUCCUCACACCAUACACAGACCCUCAGGAAGCACAGCAGGCCUAUAAUCAUGCCCAUGCCAGGACAAGGGCCAGGAUCGAAAUGACCUUUGGCCUCCUGAAGGCAUACUUUCACUGUCUUAACCACUUAAGGUUCAGCCCUUUGAGGGCAUGUGACAUCACUGUGGCCUGUGCUGUCCUCCACAAUGUGGCCUGCCUGAGGAAGGAGAGGGCCCCCAGAGUGCCAUCACACAUGGACUGGGACAAUCCUGCCAUCUUCCCUGAUGACGACAGUGGUCGGCUGGUCAGGGACCAAUAUGUGUUAAAUUAUUUUAGUUAACAUGCAUGCUUUAAAUUUAAGUUAAAUAUGUCAUGCAGUGGCAGAGACGCAUGCUGUGAAUUUCAGUUAAAUAUGUCCUGGAGUGGCAGAGACGCAUGCUGUGAAUUUCAGUUAAAUAUGGCCUGCAUUGGCAGAGGAAUUUGUGGUUUUUUUUUAUUCAGUUUAAAUUAAUUUGGCCUCUUAUGUUGUUUGUGCUGUAUACUGUGUGUAUACAAGCUUGCAGGGAGGCUACUGCAUCCAUUCAUUUGUCUGCUCAUUUGUUGUGUAUGGAUUUGUCCUGCAUUUAUUUCAGUGUGCAGACAUGCGGGGUGUAUCAUAUACAGACCUUUGAAUGUGUAUUUAUUCUUGUGUUGUAUAAUAUCCUUUGAUUCCGUGCUUUCUAUCUUGUAGAAUCACUGUGUGACUUCAGUUUUGAAAGGAGCUGAUGGUUUACUUGCUUUGAUUUAUCCUUAUUCAAUAAAGGAACAUCAUGUUACUCUUUGAUGUGUAUUUAUAU